Messenger RNA from Suillus bovinus, 378 nucleotides. RefSeq lists its product as uncharacterized. The coding region runs from base 1 to 378 and encodes 125 amino acids. Lineage: Eukaryota; Fungi; Basidiomycota; Agaricomycetes; Boletales; Suillaceae. The record is from RefSeq and is a predicted model, not a curated record. The transcript has a single exon.
AUGGAUGAUAUCAUUUACCAGUAUCACAUGCUGCAAAAUGAGAUAGAGAUGGAAGCAAUUGAUGAAGAAGAAUCUGCACUCAUUGUCGCAGCUGUUGUACUGGUGGGAGCCGAGCAGACUCGGCAAGAACGAAUCAACAGACGUCAACCACAACGACUUUAUCUCUGCCGCACGCAGCUACUUCCUAAUCCACGGUUGAGUACCCCAUGGCAAACUUUAUUUGCAAGCCAGAAUGACCAAGCCUUCAUUACAACCAUGGGCUUUGACAUGGACACAUUCACCUUCAUGCUCACAUCUGGCUUCGCGGAACACUGGUAUCAUACACCCAUUCCUCGUGACGACAUCAGUCAGUAUGCUAAUCCUCGCAUUGAACGUUGA